This is a messenger RNA of Lathyrus sativus (Indian pea), 654 nucleotides long. NCBI's taxonomy places the organism in Eukaryota, Viridiplantae, Streptophyta, Magnoliopsida, Fabales, Fabaceae. The record is from the annotation of a GenBank genome assembly.
AUGGUUUCUCCAAAACUAUCAAUAAUAUUAGUUCUUUUAUUUUUCACCUAUGAAUCUUCUUCUUCUUCUUCUUCUAGUUCACACAUUAAACAAUUUGAUGAUCACAAAGUUAAUUUAACAUUAUACUAUGAAAGUCUAAGCCAACCUAGUGCAACUUUCAUUGUGAAGAAUCUUGAAGAAAUAUUCAACAAUGAUCUCAUUGACAUUGUUAAUCUCCAAUUAAUCCCUUGGGCUAAUUCUCAUGUUAAUCCACUCAACAGUUCUAUAUCAUGCCAGAAUGGACCAGAUGAAUGUGAGCUCAAUUCCUUAGAAUCAUGUGCCAUUAAUAUUUGGCCUAUUGUGAACAAACAUUAUGGUUUGAUUUACUGCUUUGAAUUUCUGGCAAUUGAGGGAAAGAACAAGAUCUGGCAAAACUGUUUCCAUGAAUUGGGUUUGUCUUUGAAGCCUAUUAUGAAUUGCUUUGAUGGAGGAAAUGGAACUGAGCUUGGACAAAAAUAUAUUAAGGAAACAACAAAACUAAAUCCACCUCUUUCUUUUGUGCCAUGGGUGGUGGUGAAUAAUCAACCUAUUGGAAAAGAUUAUGAGAAUUUUACAUACUAUGUUUGCAAGGCUUAUAAAGGUGCUACUAUUCUAGAAGUUUGCAAUGUUCAUUGA